Molecule: messenger RNA, 3867 nt
Organism: Ixodes scapularis (black-legged tick)
Lineage: Eukaryota; Metazoa; Arthropoda; Arachnida; Ixodida; Ixodidae
Product: ras-related protein Rab-34
Exons: 9
Coding region: 1-924 (307 amino acids)
Molecular function (GO): GTPase activity; GTP binding
Source: RefSeq, a predicted model, not a curated record
AUGAUCGGUGAGUUCUACGGAGUCUGCGCAUGCGCGGCGGUGGAAGACGGUCUUUUGUACGGUGUAUUAACCGCGGCUAAAGUUUCCUACAGCUCUACGCUAUCUCUUUGGUAUCUCAACUCCAUAUCUUGUUUUGGUCGAGCGAGUGCGGCGAUCCUGCAGGGUGGCGUUCAUCUCUGCUCGCAGGCGUACUCGUACCUGGACACGCCGUACCCGGACACCGACUUCCCCACCGAGGUGCGCGAAGCCUGCCUGCGACGCAGCGCCGUAGGAGCCGACGUCCGCGCGGCCAAGGUGAUCGUCGUCGGGGAUGUCUCCGUGGGAAAGACCUGCCUCAUCACAAAGUUCUGCCACGAGGUGUACGACGCCAAUUACAAGGCCACCAUCGGCGUGGACUUCGAAGUGGAGAAGUUCAGCGUGCUCCACGUGCCGUUUAGCCUGCAAAUAUGGGACACGGCGGGACAAGAACGAUUCCGGAGCAUCACGUCUGCCUACUACAGGGGCGCCCAAGUGGUGAUCCUGGUGUUCGACCUGUCGCUGGCCUCGAGCCUGUACAACACGCCCAAGUGGCUGGAGGAGACGCUCGAGAGCAACGGGGGGCACGACCCGCUGCGCUUCCUCGUGGGCACCAAGAAGGACCUCGUCAGUGACGGCGUUCUGGACGGCAUGGAAGAGGACGCCACGAAGAUCGCGCGGAGGCUGGACGCAGAGUAUUGGUCCGUCUCUGCCAAGUCAGGUGAAAACGUUCGGCAGCUGUUCUUCCGAGUGUCCGCGUUGAGCUUCGUCAAGUGCCUCACCAGGGAACUUCAAGAGAAGGUCACCGAAGGGCCGGUCAGCGGGGAGUUCGUGCGACUGCGCAAACGCAAGCACGGCAAGAAACUUAAGGCCCCCAAGUGUUCCGGCAAGCAAUCGUGUUCCAAGUGACUGCUCAAGUCGCUGCAACAUCGUUCGAACACAUCUCGUGGCAGUGGACAAUACUUGCGGGAUAUGAGUGUAGGCGCGAGCUGCACCUUUGUUUCACGCUAAGAUGGACCGUAGCGAAGUCUACCGGCCAACCACGAGCUGCGAAUGCUCUGUUGUCCUAUUGUUAGUCGGCCUCAAUAGACCGAUUCCACCAAGCGUUUGGCGCAUGCGUGACGCCGCCAUAGCUUUGGUACACAGGGGGCAGGCCAUAGGUACCAUAGGAGACAGCAAGUUCGUUUCACGUGCUUAAGGACUAAAGUUCCCUCUAUGCAGUAUGGCAGCGGUAACGUAGCCAGGCUGGCAAAUGAGAUCGGUCUAUUGACUAAUCGACUGCCGAGAAAACGGCAUGUGACUUCGAUCUUCAGUCGCCAAGCAGGUAUUGGCAAACGAGACUCGGCUCUUCAAGUUUGUAUUCGCGGUGAGAAGCUACGCUUCUGUUUUCCUCACUGUGGGUAGUGCACGUCCUACCCACGCAGUUACGUUUUAAUUUUCCUAGCGCAUAAAAGCUUGGCGUUGGACAUGCUUGCACCACCAGAGGAAGUUGAUGUAUCCUCACUCUGGGUUGUCAAAACAAUUCCACCAGGCGGCGAUAUUCAACCUUCCCGCCGCGAAUACAGCGCUUGACGUCGUCGUACCAUGCUGUUAGUCAAUCGUAAUUGUUCUUGCCGAGAUAAACAAUUUGAGUGGUUCAAAAUGUGUGCUGCAAAGCGUGUGUGCCCAGUUGCAAGGCCACCACCGUGGCAGUUGAUGUCACUUCAGAGCAGUCUAUGUGCAUGCGUUCGUCGCUUCGUUGCGUUCCAUCUUAGUGUGAAAUGGUCAUCGGUGCGAUUGGGCUUCCAUGGAGGCGUGAGUCUGCUGGCAGAACACGCCAUCGAGAUGGCAUUGGCGCGAGUCUGCGAACGAGGCCACCAGGAUCUACGUCGGACUGCGGCCUGGAACGCUGCCUAGAACACGUCUCCGACUGGUGCACUCAUCCAAUACAACUUAAAAGACAAGGCGUGCGCAUUACGUCAUCGCGUGGAUACUCGACCCGCCGUAAGCGGCAAAGGUGCGGAAACUCGACAAGAAUACGCCGUGGAUUCACUAGUGAUGACGCUAGAGGAGGAAAAGGCCUUGUCUUCUAGUCUUAGCGUACCCGAAACGCCAACAAAAUGCGUCACACAAUCGGACGAGUAGUGCUACAGGUUGUCGCGAUCCUGGCGGUUGGUUGCAGAAACGCCGGCGCUGCUGGAAUUUCCGUGGUCUGGCCGGCUGCAGACUGAGCUGCGGCAGGCCGGCAGGCGUCUGUCGUAUACACCUCCGGUGUUGUGCCACCGCCAGGGUCACGACAAACCCUGCAGUAUUGAACAGUUGUGGCGUCCCCUGGCGGGAGUCGUGGGAUACUAUGGAGUCACUGAGUGUUCCCAGAGUACCGAAACUGCCAAGCUUCGUUUCAGAACCGAGUGGCGGCGCAUGCAGUCGCGAUCCCCAAUAUGGCGCCGCCCUGUGCUCUCGAAGCGAAGCGCGUACAGUAGCUUCGUUCGAUUUGCCGGCACCGGUGCAGCAAAGUGUAGGGCAGUGUACUUCCGGUAUGUGCAUUGAGGUACGACCGGAAGUACACCGCCCAACACUUUUCUGCACCAAUGCAGAAGGUGUAGCUAAAUCGAACUAACCCAGUGUACCGUUCGUUCUCCUGUGAACUCUUCAGUCCGCGUUCCCAGCCUCUGGCGACACUGGUUUGUCUACGAGGAAACAGCUUGAACACUGAACACUUACACACAUUCAGGACAGGACAUGCACAGAGAGAUGCACCUUCUAGCUCAACUCGAACCGCUUAGACAUUGGUUUGUUUUAGAGCUCAGCUCUUAGGCGCCCGUUUGCGGGUUGAGCGGCGUCGGCGUAACCGCGCGGGUUGCAUGAUGGGACGUUUCCCCGCUAAAGUUAGCGGGGACAUUUCCCCGCUAUAUUUAGCGGAGAAAUUGACGUUACGCGGUCUCAACACUAAUUCAGUUUCCCAGCUAAUUUAGCAGGGAAAAUGACGUCACGACUUCCUCUCACGUCACCCAUGAUAAUAUUCAGCGGCAGGAGGAGAGGAGAAGGAAAGGAGGGAGGAGGGGAGGGUUUGGAGGAAGAGGACGGGCAUACCCUCCCUUUCGUACCCUCCCCUCUCCCUCCUCAGGAAGUGCGCUCUAGUUCCGCAUUACAGAGAACUGUAAACGUCAUUAAUUUUUUUAACAGAUUUUUUUUUUUUUCGUUUUGCGCGGUGCGUGACUUGUUCCUCGGUGUCUCGUCGUCUGUCUCUCUCUCUCUCUCUCCUCGAAACAGAUCGAAGCUGAGUGUUAGGCUUAGCGGUCGAGGCGUAGAGAUAAAAAAGCAGUGCAAGCGCAACCGGAGCGGGCGAACAAGCCGCUAAUCUUCUUUGGCUAACCAUUUUAGUGGCUACUUGAAAUACUAAACAAAACAAAAACCAAAGAAGCUCCACGCAUGUUCCGUUCGGUCCUAACUCAUCGAUUCCCAGAGCUCCCACCCGUCCGUACCCGCACUCGCGGGGUAGCGUGAAAAAGGUUUAUGUGUUUUUUUAUGUUUUAGGAACGAUCCACAAAAUGGCCGACUGAUAACUUCCGCCAAGGGUUAAACCAGACAAUCGGAACUGAAUUCUGCGUAAUUGAGUUCCGGUAAGCGGACUGAAUGGAAUUCGGUACUUUGGGAAUAUUCAGUGACUCUAGGGGGUAUAAAACGAAAACGCAGUAGGCACACAGGAGACGCGUUCCAGGCACCAUACAGUGCAGGGUCGGAGGAAACAGACGACAUAUUUCUGCUGUAUCGCAGGUCGCUGCUUCACCGGGAACAAAGUUUUCAAUUAGCAUUUUCGUUUUUUUCCCUUCUAGAGAACACUACGUAGCGUGGUGCUUGCUUUUGUCUAGU